AUGUGUGCGUGCGGGCGACCUCAUCGUCUAUUGAAACUUCUUUCAACCCCCAAAACCUUUGAACGACACACUGUUUCCUUUUCUUUUUUUUCUUUUUUUUUUCUUUUUUUUAUUGUAUCUUUUUUCUUUCCUUCUUCUUUCCUUCCUUCUUUCCCUCCUCCAAUUCAUACUUUCAUUUCUCUUUCUUUCUUUCUUUCUUUCUUUCUUUCUUUCUUUCUUUCUUUCUUUCUUUAUUUAUUUAUUUAUUCAUUCAUUUAUUUUAUUUCGCACUUCCCGCCUUCUUUUUUCUCUAAUCAUACUUUUACUUUUCUUUCUGUCUUUCUUUCUUUCUGUCUUUCUUUCUUUCUUUCUUUAUUCUUUUUUCUUUUUUCAUUUUUUUUUUCAAAACUUUUCUUUUCUUUUUUUCUUUUUUCUUUCUUUUCUUUCUUCAUACUUUUACUUUUUUUUUUUUUUCUUUUCUUUUCUUUUUUCUUUCUUUUUUCUUUAUUUCUUUUUUUUUCUUUUUUUUUCUUUUAUUUCUUUUUAUUUUUUUUUUUUCUUUUUUCAAAACCAUACAUUCAUUCCCUUUCUUUUUUUUCUUUUUUUCUUUCUUUCUUUAUUCAUUCUUUUUUUUUUUUUUUCUCAGAUCCUAUUUUCAUUUCUAUCUUCCUUUAUUAUUUUUUUUUUUCUUUUCUUUUUCUUUUUUUUUCUUUUUCUCAAAUCCAUACUUUUAUUUUCUAUCUUUCUUUUUUUCUUUCUUUUCUUUCUUUUUUUUUCUCGAACCAUACUUUCAUUCCCUUUCUUUUCUUUUCUUUUUUUCUUUCUUUUCUUUCUUUCUUUCUUUUUCUUUUUCUUUUCAUUCUAUUUUCUCGAACCAUAACUUUCAUUUCCUUUCUUUCUUUCUUUCUAUUUUCUCGAACCAUACUUUCAUUCCCUUUCAACCAUACUUUCUUUUCUUUCUUUCUUUUUCUUUCUUUUCAUUCCCUUUCUUUCUUUUCUUUCUUUCUUUCUUUCUUUUUUUUUUCUCUCGAACCAUACUUUCAUUCCCUUUCUUUCUUUUUUCUUUCUAUUUUUUUCUCGAACCAUACUUUCAUUCCUUUUCUUUUCUUUCUUUUCUAUUUUCUCGAACCAUACUUUCAUUUCCCUUUCUUUUUCUUUCUUUCUUUUUCUUUUCUUUCAUUUUCUUUCUUUCUUUUUUCUAUUUUCUCGAACCAUACUUUCAUUCCCUUUCUUUCUUUCUUUCUUUCUUUCUUUCUUUCUUUCUUUCUAUUUUCUCGAACCAUACUUUCAUUCCCUUUCAACCAUACUUUCAUUCCCUUUCUUUCUUUCUAUUUUCUCGAACCAUACUUUCAUUCCCUUUCUUUCUUUCUUUCUUUCUUUCUUUCUUUCUUUCUAUUUUCUCGAACCAUACUUUCAUUCCCUUUCAACCAUACUUUCAUUCCCUUUUUUUCUUUUCUUUUCUAUUUUUCUCGAACCAUACUUUUCAUUCCCUUUCUUUCUAUUUUCUCGAACCAUACUUUCAUUCCCUUUCUUUCUUUCUUUUUCUUUCUUUCUUUCUUUCUAUUUUCUCGAACCAUACUUUCAUUCCCUUUCUUUCUUUCUUUCUAUUUUCUCGAACCAUACUUUCAUUCCCUUUCUUUCUUUCUAUUUUCUCGAACCAUACUUUCAUUCCCUUUCUUUUAUUUCUUUCUUUUUUCUUUCUUUCUUUUUUUUUUUCUUUUUCUCGAACCAUACUUUCAUUCCCCUUUCUUUUUUCUUUCUUUCUUUCUUUCUUUUCUUUCUUUCUAUUUUCUCGAACCAUACUUCAUUCCCCUUUAUGAAAUCCAUUCUUUCAUUCCCUUUCAACCAUACUUUCAUUCCCUUUCUUUCUUUCUUUCUUUCUAUUUUCUCGAACCAUACUUUCAUUCCCUUUCUUUCUUUCUAUUUUCUCGAACCAUACUUUCAUUCCCUUUCUUUAUUUCUUUCUUUCUUUCUUUCUUUCUUUCUUUCUUUCUUUCUAUUUUCUCGAACCAUACUUUCAUUCCCUUUCUUUCUUUCUUUCUUUCUUUCUUUCUUUCUUUCUUUCUUUCUAUUUUCUCGAACCAUACUUUCAUUCCCUUUCAACCAUACUUUCAUUCCCUUUCUUUCUUUCUUUCUUUCUAUUUUCUCGAACCAUACUUUCAUUCCCUUUCUUUCUUUCUUUCUUUCUUUCUAUUUUCUCGAACCAUACUUUCAUUCCCUUUCUUUCUUUCUUUCUUUCUUUCUUUCUUUCUUUCUUUCUUUCUAUUUUUUUUUUCUCGAACCAUACUUUCAUUCCUUUAUUUUCUUUCUUUUUCUUUCUUUUCUAUUUUCUCGAACCAUACUUUCAUUCCCUUUUCUUUCUUUCUUUUCUUUCUUUUCUAUUUUCUCGGACCAUACUUUCAUUCCCUUUCAACCAUACUUUUCUUUCUUUCUUUUUCUUUUUCUUUCCAUUUUUUUCUUUUCUUUCUUUUUUCUUUUUCUCGAACCAUACUUUCAUUCCCUUUCUUUCUUUCUUUUUCUUUCUUUCUUUUUCCUUUUUUCUAUUUUCUCGAACCAUACUUUCAUUCCUUUCAACCAUUUCUUUCAUUUUCCCUUUUCAUUCAUUUUUUUCUUUUUUCUAUUUUUUUCUCGAACCAUAUUUUCAUUCCCUUUCUUUCUUUUCUUUAUUUUCUCGAACCAUACUUUCAUUCCCUUUUUCUUUCUUUUCUUUUUUUCUUUUCUAUUUUUCUCGAACCAUUUUCUUUCAUUCCCUUUUCUUUCUUUUCCCCUUUCUUUCUAUUUUCUCGAACCAUACUUUCAUAUCCCUUUCUUUCUUUCUUUCUUUUAUUUUUUCUCGAACCAUACUUUCAUUCCCUUUCUUCCUUUCUUUUUUUCUAUUUUCUCGACCAUACUUUCAUUUCCUUUCUUUCUUUCUUUCUAUUUUUCUCGAACCAUACAUUCAUUCCCUUUCUUUUUUCUUUUCUUUUUUUUAUUUCCUUUUUCGACCAUACUUUCAUUCCCUUUCUUUUCUUUUUCUAUUUUCUCGAACCAUACUUUCAUUCCCUUUUUCUUUCUUUUUUCUUUCUAUUUUUCUCGAACCAUUUUUCAUUUUCCCUUUCUUUUUUUUCCUUUCUUUUUCUAUUUUCUCGAACCAUACUUUCAUUCCCUUUCUUUAUUUCUUUCUUUCUUUCUUUUUUUCUCGAACCAUACUUUCAUUCCCUUUCUUUUCCUUUUCUUUUUUCUUUCUUUUCUCGAACCAUACUUUCAUUCCCUUUCUUUCUUUUUCUAUUUUUCUCGAACCAUACUUUCAUUCCCUUUCUUUCUUUCUUUUUUUUUCUAUUUUUCUCGAACCAUACUUUCAUUCCCUUUCUUCCUUUUCUUUUUUCUUUCUAUUUUUUCGAACCAUACUUUCAUUCCUUUUUUUUUUCAUUUCUUUCUUUUUUUCUUUUUUUUUUUCUCGAACCAUACUUUCCCUUCCCUUUUCUUUUUCUUUUUCUCGAACCAUAUUUUCCCUUUCUUUAUUUCUUUCUUUUUUUCUUUUCCAUACUUUCAUUCCCUUUCAACCUUUCUUUCUUUUCUAUUUCUUUCUUUCUUUCUUUCUUUAUUUUCUCGAACUUUCUUUUUUUCAUUUUUCUUUUCUUUUUCUUUUUUCUUUUUCUCGAACCAUUCUUUCAUUCCUUUCUUUCUUUCUUUCUUUCAUUUCCUUUCUUUUUCUUUCUUUCUUUUCUAUUUUCUCGAACCAUACUUUCAUUCCCUUUCUUUUUUUUCUUUCUUUCUUUCAUUUUCUCGAACCAUUUUUCCUUUCAACCAUACUUUCUUUUCCCUUUCUUUCUUUCUUUCUUUUUUAUUUUUUCUCUUAUUUUCUCGAACCAUACUUUCAUUUUCCCUUUUCCUUUUCUUUCUUUCUUUUUUUUUCGAACCAUUUUCAUUUUUUUUCUUUCUUUUUUUCUUUUUUCUCGAACCAUACUUUUUUCCCUUUCUUUUUUCUUUCCUCGACAUUUUCAUUCCCUUUCUUUCUUUUUUCUUUUCUAUUUUUCUCGAACCAUACUUUCAUUCCCCUUUUCCUUUCUUUCUUUUUUCUCGAACCAUACUUUCAUUCCUUUUCUUUCAUUUUCCCCUUUUUUCUUUCUUUUUUCUCGAACCAUAUUUUUCUUUCCUUUUUUCUUUCUAUUUUCCUUGAACCAUACUUUCAUUCCCUUUCUUUCUUUUUUCUUUCUUUUUUCUUUCUUUCCAUUUUUCUCAGAACCAUUUUACUUUCUUUCUUUUUCUUUUUCUCAACCAUACUUUCAUUCCCUUUCUUUUUUUUCUUUUUUUCUUUUUCUAUUUUCUCGAACCAUACUUUCAUUCCUUUUCUUUCUUUUUUUCUUUCUUUUUCUCGAACCAUACCAUUCCCUUUCUUUUUCUUUUUUUUCUUUCUAUUUUCUCCCCAUUUUCAUUUCCCUUUCUUUCUAUUUUCUCGAACCAUACUUUCAUUCCCUUUUCUUUCUUUUUCUUUUUUUUCUUUCUUUCCUUUUUUUCUCGAACCAUACUUUUUCCCUUUCUUUCUUUUCUUUUUUUUCUCGAACCAUACUUUCAUUUUAUUUUUCUUUCUAUUUUCUCGAACCAUACUUUCAUUUCCUUUUUCUUUUUUGA
Acanthosepion pharaonis is the source of this 4590-nucleotide messenger RNA. Lineage: Eukaryota; Metazoa; Mollusca; Cephalopoda; Sepiida; Sepiidae. The record is from the annotation of a GenBank genome assembly.